This is a messenger RNA of Dicrocoelium dendriticum, 4856 nucleotides long. NCBI's taxonomy places the organism in Eukaryota, Metazoa, Platyhelminthes, Trematoda, Plagiorchiida, Dicrocoeliidae. The record is from the annotation of a GenBank genome assembly.
UCGCGCGAUAUUCUCUCUGUUUGACUUGGCGUCGUUCUGGUUCGGAAGUUUUGUUUCACGGGUUUCUGCUCUUGUUGCCUGAUGAGUUCCAACUUUUACUAUGGUGGAGUUGGGUCACAAAGCAGCAACGUGCUAAUAUACCCAAUGAAAGCAUUGAAUCUCGGUCCUUCGAUUUCAUCUUCGUUCGAAGCUAAUCAGGUUCUGAGCCCAGGGGCGCUGGGUCAGCCUCUAGCAUUCAACCGGCCGACGGUCAAUGCUGCUGAGUUUUCUAUGCCUCACACACAAAGGGUGCAAAACUCUCGUGGCGGGGUUUUCCAUGAACUUGCUGGCUCAUCGUUAGGAAAUGUAACUUCGUGUCCUUCGCGGUCCGCUGUUCUGUCGAAUAUCGGGAUCACAAGCCCAAACAACUUGAUGAGUAAUCCGAAUGGUAUGUUUAAGAUGGGUGACCGACUUGGAACACCAGUAAGAUCACCUGACUCUGAUGACGUCUUUGCGACGUUCCGCCUUCCCGUGCCCGGUCAGUCUUCUUCCAAGGUACUAUCCAGCUUACAGGAUACUAACCAAUUGUCUUUCAACAAUGCUCUCUCUGAUUUGUGUUCCUCUUUUGUACUCAACCGUUUCGGAGUUAACAACGAUCGUUUUUCCCCGGAUGCACCGCAUACUCGCUCUGAUGGACCGUCUUCAGAUUUUUCACAACUAAAUGUCUCUUCCACCAGCCUGGAUGCCCUGCUAUCUGGUCCUUCGUCUUUCGCGAGCCUCCUUUCCUCACCCAUCAAGCCUAGUGUUUCGUCGUCUCUCCAUUUACACCCAUUGACCAACUCCACUGUACCGUUGCCACCGGAAAAGCCCAUGGUCGACUUGAAUUCAACGUCAAAGUCUUCUAUUGUGAACCGUAGUUCCUGUCCGAGAUCUUCCGGUUCACACUACUAUUCAGACCAACAGCUUGACGACACCCGAGAUCUUCAGGCAACUGGUGCUUUGAAAGCCGCUGCAUGGAUCAUGGUCCCUCCGGUUCCCGAAGUAACUGCUGCCCACAUGCGCACUGGACGUGUUCAUGAGUUGAAAUCACGCGCAUGCACCGACCGAGUGUUCAAUUCAUCCUACAUGGACCAUGAGUUGAAGCAAGUCCUUCACAACAAAGUCCAAGCAUGCCUCUUCACAAGCGAUGGUCCAGCUAAGGACGAGCUCCCGCGAAACCUGGGCGCGUACACCGACUUGGUACCGUUAGAGGCCAUGCAUCCACCUCGCGUAUCAGUUACUUUUGGUGUACCGACUGUCUGCUUCAAGGCGUGGUCUCCCAGAUUUAACAGACCCAUGCUGUUGCGCCGGGUUGUGUUACCAACUGAUCACGAGGCCGCCUUGUCCUCGGAUGCAUACUUGUUGGCAAAACAACUGUCCGAAUCGGAUCAUUCAGCACUUGUCGGGUUCCGCGAUAUCUUCUUCACUAACGCCUUCAAUGAUAAUUCUGCAGUGGUGGUGUAUGAAUACACACCCUGUUCGUGCACGGUGCAGCAGACGCAUAUGAGUGAUCCAAUGAAGUUGACCAGCUUUAGUUCACCAUUUAAUGUCACUCGAGCUGUGCGCCCACAUAGUUCGCUUAAAAGCACGCCCUCUGAUAUCGGUAUGCUCCCAGAAUCCGUAUUGUGUUCCUACAUCAUUCAGCUGGUACAUGGCUUGCGUUUCAUCCAUUUGCACUUGAAUCGCGCAUGCAACGUGUUGGACCCAUCCAAAAUUCUUAUACAAGACGGAACACGCCUCCGCAUCAAUUGCUUUGGCUUGAAGGAUGUCCUAUUUCACCGAUCUGACGAUCCAAAUCUUCCUGAUGACCAGGCCAAUGACUUCGUUCAGCUGGGCAAACUUCUAAUCGGUGUCGCCUGUGGUACUUCCGAGGCCAUCCAGAUGAGUCAACGGGCGACCUCCUUCAACUUACUCCAGCGUGCUUACCGAGCGGAGCUAGUCACUUUAAUUCGUGGGCUUAUUUCCGGCCAAAUUACGGAUGUGAACCAGCUCACGCACUCUACUGCGCCAUUUUUCUAUGACCAAUUGACUGCUGCGUAUGACCAUUCUGAUUUCUUGGAGCGCCAGCUUGUUUUGGGUAUGGAAUGCGACCGAUUGUUCCGAAUGAUUUGCAAACUUCAAUCCGUCGUGGAACGCGCUGAUCGUAAUGGCACCAAUCCGGACUGGGCUGAGACUGGGGACCGGUAUAUGCUCAAGUUGUUCCGGGACUUCGUGUUCCACCAGACGGACUCCUUGGGUGCACCAUACUUGGAUUUGGCGCAUGUGAUUGCAACGCUAAACAAGGUCGAAGCCGGUUCCGCUGAACGCCUCUGUUUAGUCAGCCGCGAUAGCCAGAAUGUCAUCAUCGUGACUUACGCUGAUGUGAAGCAAUGGUUGGAUUCCAGCUUCGAUCAUCUGGUCGAACGUCAUCGACAAAGCCGUUGCGAGCUCCAGUUGGCGCAGCAGCGUGAAGCGCGUAAACAGCAGCAGCAGCAGCAGCAAUCGUUCUCAACUGCACAAUCUCAAGCGGACACGAUCAGCAGUUCUAAAGCGACCACUUCCAGCAGUUUGCUCACCUCUGAAACAUCUUAGUGUCUGAUAGCUGUCUGGUUUCGUGUGAUUCUUUUCCCAUCUCCACUGUUGGUACGUUUCUGUUGUGUCCCCAAAUCAUAUUACAUGCUUGCUUAUCGUCAAACCAAGUCAUAGCUCCUUCAAUAUGCAGAGCAGCCUCAUGAGAUUUGAGGAAGCAUGCAUCCCAAACAUACACAGAACCGGUGCCGGACAACAGCUCGUUACACACUGGAUGGAACCGCUAUCUGAGACUGGCCCACCCGAUCACAUCCAGCAACAACGAACUAUUUCCUAGAGCCAGUAGAACCGAAAUGGUGGCUUUUGGACAGCCAACACCCGCACCAAGCGCAGCCAUACCUGGGAAAUCACUUAGCAAACAUUCAGGUUGCGACGAAGUAGUUACAUAGGCACAUGUACAGACCAACAGCAGGACGAUAAAACACAUGUUUCACAUCUGUUCCACUCUUGAUGUGGGUUAGCAGAUGGAACCAGAAGCAGCGCACUCUCCAUGCGUUGACAUUUGCUCAUUCAACUUAACCAUUGUCUCUUUAAAAUUGACCCCUCGUGGUCACAUUGAUGACCUACCAAACUGGCUCGACUGAGGCACGCAAAACUGCAUGUGCUAUAGCAAUAGGUGUUUCAUUUCGACGGACAAGGAUACAUUAGCAUAUGACGCGUGCAUAACCGGAGUUUUUUGUUAACGCAAUAGCUUUUUCGCAAACCUGAGCAGUGGCAUUUUUGAUGUGCUUACGCCAUUGGCGGCAAUCCAGUGCCAUUGCUUCCUAACACCUCAGAUCAACGUAGUUCGUGAUAAACUCAUCAGUUUGCCGACCUUCUUUACUCUGUUUGGUUAUUUACAAAGUGUUUCGGUAUUCUAGUGGAAUCCAUGCCGCGGAUAGAUCCAAGUCAAUGAUCUCGCAUCACUACGUGACUUGAAUUGAUUAGAAUUUCAUAUACCUAAGGACACUUCUACAACAGACCUUUGUUUUUGAUAAAUGCCAGUUUGAUUUUUACCGUUUUCCGAUGCAAGCUUUUGUCCCCUAAGUUUGUAGCCACAUGGGAUCGGAAGAACUGCACGGUAUAAACAGCAGCCACCGUGAAUUCCAUUGUUCUGACCGGCUUAUAUGUCGUUCGCGUGGUCGUCUGUCUGUUCUACCCCAUAUUUUGAGUUGAUCGCUGUCAAGGAGUCAUCUAGCACACUUAGCCUAAUCGAUCGUUUGUAUACUCACUGAAACAUGCUUGUGUUCUGCUGAAUUGCAGUCAUUCCUCCUUGUGCUCAUUGCAUUCUAUUUGUGUCUCAUGUGGUCACAUCCGCACAUAUAUUUCUGACAGUGUUUACGCGUCCAAUUCGCUGAUUCCGCUGAAUAUUCAGUAUACUUCAUUUUUCCACGUGUCCGUCCACUUAUUCACUUUUGUAGCGUUGUUCGCUGGCACCUUUAGCUAACUGUCUAAUUGUAUAUUUUUCGCUAUUUUGCGAUGAGUUUCCUAUUUACAUCUCUCCAUUCCCUAACAAAAAGUUUCUUCGCCUUUUGUGAACUCGUUUCUCCCAUAGUACCAAGGUCCUUAACUUUUACCGAACGGAUCCUGGGUUUUUCGAAGCGCUGCGGCUUGUGGGAUGUGGCUCUUCUAUGUCUGCGCACUCGGAACGUGUCCCGACAUUUUUAUGCGCGCCUUUCUCGGCAAUAUUUCCCCAUCCCUAUCCUUGUUAACUACUCCCUUGUGUUCGUCAUGGAUGGGAGCUCAGUCCCGCCGACCAAUGGCAUCUGCUCACAUUUUCGACGAACUGGAAUUCAAGAUGUUUGUCCGAAAGAUACCUUUCCUCGUCUUUCUGGUAAUUCUGUUUUUCGACACCCUUAUUUGAUCCCCAUUGCUGACUCGCAAUUGUUACUAUGUCUCCCCAGGCAAUGUACCCUAUUUGUUACUCGAGCAAGAUUUGAACGUGUCUUUGAACAGACACUCUUCAUUCGGAGUAUGCUACUGUUCUUCACUAACGUAUGCGACCGUAUCGUACUUUCUUGCAUUUCUGUCUUCGCCCCGUCGCUUUUUUGCCCAUUUUUUCUCCUCCCUAAUUGCUGCUCUCCGCCCAUGUGCUAGCACAUUUGGUCUUUCAUGUCAUGAUGGACGCUGGAGAAAUUAAACGCUGUAUCAACCCAACCCACCCGGUUGUGUGAGCUUGGUUGUCUGUCCUACACGCAGCGCUAUUUAAAACCAGUAUCCCUCAAUUUUGUAAAGUUGUCUGAUGUACAUCUAUGUAUUCAAUGUAAAACGUAAAAAUACAUCAAAAGUUU